Messenger RNA from Frankliniella occidentalis (western flower thrips), 1564 nucleotides. RefSeq names its product PRA1 family protein 3. The transcript has 4 exons. Gene Ontology annotation, cellular component: membrane. NCBI's taxonomy places the organism in Eukaryota, Metazoa, Arthropoda, Insecta, Thysanoptera, Thripidae. The record is from RefSeq and is a predicted model, not a curated record. Bases 154 to 771 code for a protein of 205 amino acids.
UGACGUCAUCUUAGUUCGUCUGCAUGUCUGCAUUCUGAUGUGAUUUUGCCUUUGUUGUUCCAAGCUUUUUGUCAACUUGACACGAGAACAACUUGGAGACAGAGUGUCUUCCCUCAAGUCUCACUUCAUUUUUUGAGAUAAAUUUCAGUCGAAAUGGUUCGCGAGGUGAAAAUGGCUCCGUUGAGGCCGCUCGACGAUUUCUUGUUGAAUUCAGCAAGGUAUCAGCUCCCAAAUUUUUCUGAUUUGGACAAAUGGGGAAAUCGAGUCACCAACAACUUUUUGUACUACCAAACUAACUACUUCCUAAUGGCUGUGAUGAUAUUCCUGUUAGUGGCAGUGAUUCACCCUGUUGAAAUGCUGAGCGGAAUGACUGCCAUGGUAUUAGCGUUUGGUUUAUUCUACUAUUUAACAAACGCAAAACCUGGAGUGGAUCGCUUCAAGAAAGAACAUCCACUUAUCAGUGUUGGUCUUAUGCUGGCAACUGGCUACUUCUUUGUUUAUGUUAUUGGCGGAGUUCUCACAUUUGUCUUUGGCACACUUCUUCCAAUUUUUGUGGCUUUCAUCCAUGCAUCACUACGAACAAGAAACAUAAAGAACAAGAUUGUUAACAAAAUUGAGGGACUGGAUGUCUUCCAGAAAACUCCAAUGGGCCUGUUUCUAGAUACUCUUGUAGGAGUGACGGACGCAGUAGAUGCCGACUUCGAAACACAGCUUGCGAGGAAAGCCAAGGGACUGCUCCACGACAUUGGGAGUAAGAGUAAAUCAAAUUAGAGUUCUACAUGACAUCAUUACAACGUUUUACAGAAAAGACUGGCUUGAGCUUUGUGAUAUUUGUGUGGCAAUGCUACAUUUAAUUAGGUACCUCCAGAUCUAUAGUUAAUUACAAUUGUACAUUGUUCAAGACAAUUCCUGAUGAUUGCCAUUGGAGGUGUGCUAUACAUGUGUUACAUGAUUUUCCCCAAUAAGUCCCUUAGGAUGCAUAACUUCUUCCUUGCCAAAUCUAUUAUGCAUUAUUAUUUGUUGUUUUCCAUAAGCAUCAUUGUUCUUUUUCUUUUUUCUUUCAGUUUGUUAUCCUUUUUAUGGAAAUAUUUCAAAUUGUUUGAAAAACUAAUAUAUUAUUGUCUGUUCCUCAUGAAACAGUUCAGGCAGUUAAAGUGGCCCUCUAACAAGAGACACCACCCCUCACCACCUUCAUUUCAGAGUUUGCAAAUACAGCCGGGAUCUCCUCAUGCAAUUUAGACUGUUCAUUAAUGAUGAAUGUAUUUUUACAAAUUAUGAAGGCAUUUUGGUGCACCUAUAGGGACGUAUUCGAAAUUGAUGCAUCCUGUUGGGCCUCUCAUAGAGGCACCAAAAUAUUCUCAUGAUUUGUUGCAUUUCUGAGCUACGUACAUUGCACUAGCAAACCUGUGCUGAGUCGGUAAAUUAUAAAAACUGAAAUGAUGGGCAAUGGAUGAUGAAUUAUAUUGGAGGGCCACUUUUAGAAGACUUUUUGUGAUAUGAUUGAGGAUUGACAUUAAUGUGUAGUGUAUUAAGAAUAAUAAGUGACUACUUUUAUGCUCUCAUA